Messenger RNA from Aspergillus nomiae NRRL 13137, 2097 nucleotides. RefSeq names its product glutamate carboxypeptidase. The coding region runs from base 1 to 2097 and encodes 698 amino acids. The record is from RefSeq and is a predicted model, not a curated record. The transcript has 3 exons. Gene Ontology annotation, molecular function: carboxypeptidase activity. NCBI's taxonomy places the organism in Eukaryota, Fungi, Ascomycota, Eurotiomycetes, Eurotiales, Aspergillaceae.
AUGCCUUGGACGGGCCUGGCUACCUUGUUCCUGGCCGUUUCUGGUGUCUAUGGCAGUCGAUUAGACACCAGUGGCUUCCAGGAGUGCAAGAGCAGACAAAAUCUUUCGUCGACCGCGGUUCACAAUCUUUUACAGUCCGUCCCCGAUGCUGAGAAAAUCCGCGAAUCAGUUCGCUACUAUACCAACGGGUCGCAUGUAGCAGGACAGGGCCUCCAGCAGGCGCUGUGGACCCAGGAGUUGUGGGAUGCCAUUGGCCUCCCCAACACAAGUGUGAAAUCCUAUAGCACCAACCUGACUCUGAACGACGAACAUCGAGUCGCGCUGCUUGACACGGCACGCGAGGGAGAUCCAGUAGUAUACGAAGCGCCAUUGAUCGAGGACAACGCCCCCAAAGCUGGUGAUGGGCAGCCCCCUUUCAUUCCGGCUUUCUUCGGGUGUGCCGGGGAGGGCAAUGUCACCGCGCAGUAUAUAUUCGCAAACUUCGGAACGCAAGAGGAUUACGAUGAUUUGGUGGGCGCGGGGAUCAACAUCACGGGGAAGAUCGCUUUGGUCAAGUCUACGUAUGAAUCCGCCGUCUUGAAAAAGUACAAUCUGCCGUAUCACCGCGCAACCCAGGAAAGCGUCGCCACAAAGAGGGGUCUCGCGGGGAUGCUUAUCUACCCUGAUCCUCAAAUGGAUGGCGAGAUUAUUGUAGAAAAUGGAUACCAGCCAUUUCCGGAUGGGCCCGCCCGGCCCCCUUCUUUGAUCGAGCGAGGAAAUGUUGGGAUUUGCUCGCUUGAUGAGAUUCCCGCCAUGCCCAUUUCGUACGCCGAUGCGAUCCCGAUGCUGCAGGCCCUCAAUGGCCAUGGUCCCUUGGCAGCAGAUUUCAAUGACAGAUGGCAAGGAGGUGGACUCACUUCGCACAACGUUACGUACAAUGUCGGGCCUUCACCGGAGAACGUUGUCUUGAACGUGAUUAAUAAAGCGCGUCACUGGGUCGGUCCUAUCCAUGAUGUUAUUGGGACCAUCCCCGGAUGCGCCUUUCCAGAGGAGGUGAUUGUGCUUGGAAAUCACCGUGACGCCUGGGGUCCAGGUGCUGGAGAUGGAAACAGUGGGUCUGCGGCACUCAACGAAGUGGCACGAAGUCUCGUAACGGCCCUUAAAAAAGGUUGGCAGCCGUUACGAACAAUCAUCCUCGCCAGUUGGGAGGGAGAAGAGGUAGGCCAGGUGGGGUCGCGCCCAUGGCUCAAUGAAAAUAAGUCCCAGCUGAACGGUAGCGUGGCUGCGUAUUUGAAUGUGGUCAUUGCGGGCGCAGGCACCAAGUUUCAUGCUCAAGGGAGCCCACUGUUGGCACAGGCGAUGCACAAUGCUACCGGCCAAGUGCAAGCGCCCACAAAGGAAGGCAGCAGUGUACAAACUGUCCUAGAAGCUUGGGGGGAUGAGCUCGGUCUGGGUAGCGGCGGAGACGCAAUGCCUUUCCAGGAGUAUGCAUUUUCAGUUGCGGACUUUGGCUUCUCGCGUGGGCCAAAAGAUGCUGUUUUCCCCUACCAUUCACUAUUUGACACAUAUUCCUGGAUGGAACAAUACGGAGAUCCCGGCUUUGAGCACCAUUUGGCGACCACCAAAAUCUGGUUACAGCUGGCAACAUCUCUUGCAGAUGAGGCGAUUCUGCCCUACCGCGUCCAGGCGUAUACGUCUGUCUUCCAGGACGGCCUCGAAUCACUCAGCUCAACAGCAAACCUGUCGUCACACCUCGAUCUGUCGUCGCUGAAGGCAGUGGUCGAUGAUUUCGCGAAGGCUUCCGCAGCGUUUGACGCACAUAGCGACUCGCUUGCCGACCAAGUGCAACAACAGCAUCCUUUGAACGAUAGCCUUCUGGCUCAGGUCCAGUCAGUCAAUCACGUAUACACUAAUUUCGAGCGUCUCCUCGGUGAUCCAGAUCUUCCUUUGGGUGAUAGGGACUACCAUCUUAUCAUUCAGCCUGCCCCGUAUUACUUCCAGACAAAGCCUUUCCCUGGAUUAACGAAGGCUAUUGCUGCUGGGGAUUGGACCUUAGCUGCAGCAUAUCGCGACAAGAUCGUAGAUCAGCUCAACAAGGCUGUGGCGUUUCUUCAGUGA